CGACCUCUGAAAUACUUCCCGACUAAUCGAAGAAGUGAAGUGUCUUAAAGCACGUCAAUACGUGAACAGGGACAAAGUACCAAUAGUACGGGGCGAGUCCCUUGUGGACUGCCUGCAGAAGGGAAACUCGGGAGAGCAACGUACUUUUUGCGGGCCACCUGGCUGUCCUCUCUCCGCGGAACAAUGGACGCUCAGAGACUUUCGCUUCUCAAGCGCAAGCUUGAAACACUUAACUACGAUGGGAAACUUGAUCCGACAUCUGCUCCGCUUACUGAAAAGGCAUGUCACACUCGCUGCAUCGUGGAAGACUUGAUGAAUGCCACCAACAGCUACCGUUCGCUCAAGAUAAGAGUGACGAAGCAGGGCCAGGAAUUGGAGUCAUACCAAACCAAGGUCGAAGUCAUACGACGCGAAAACGGAAAGAUCAUAAAGGAGAACAGCGCGCUACAUAUGGAAAUGAUAGCAAAGGAUGAGAAGUGUGAUGCACGCCUGCGCGAAGCAGCUAUAGAGGCCCGUAAGCUCGAGGAACGUGUCUCGGAGCUCAAAUUCUGGAAGGAGCAGCACGCGAACAGAUAUCGUGAGCUUGAAAAGGUCCACGAAGGAGUCAAAGCCAAACUGAAUCAUGUCAUCAACGGUAAUAUAAACAAAACUCGCAGCGUGGCGUCCACUUGUUACGACGUUGAGGCACGCAUGCAGCUCACUACUGCACUUCAGGAGGCUGCAUCUGAUGCUACGAAUAUGGUCACAUCAAACGAGUGUUUUGAAGAUCUAGUUGCGACAACUGACAAGCGUGUCGCUGCACUCCAGCGACAUCUGAAUGAAGCUCAGGCUGAGCUUGCGCGCAUGGAGGCUGAGGUAUGCGCCUCAAAACGUGCUGUCAUGGCUCGGGACAUCGAAGUAAGGCGACUCAAUAGCCUUCUAGACGGAGGGCAACUGGACCUUGACAGCCUUGUGCACAAGGCAGAAAUUCAGGCCAAGAAUGAUCGUAUUAUAAUUCUCAUGAAACAGGUGGAAUCACUCACGCUUCAAAACGCGGAGACCGUGAGCCCUUAUCACGCAGAAUCUUUCGAGGAGCAGAAUGGCGUUGGUACGUCGCCAGUCAAAGAGGCAAAAACUGAUAAUGCCACAUUUGACGGGCAAAAUAUCGACCAGAGUGCGGUGCACAGUUCCAAAGUUGUGGAGGGUCAGCUUGCCGAUACAAACUACUCUCAGCUGCUCAUAACGUCACAGAACGAGACGGAAGAGCUGCGGCGAGAGCUUUCUAGGAUACAGGUUGAGCGUGAUAACGCGAUCAGCCUCUCAAUGCAACUUAAGGAGGCCACAGGUGCAGCAGCAGCUGCCGUCGCCCAGCAUACGGGAUUCACUGACGAUGUCGUGCGGAACGCUGUUGCAACUGCACACGUCUCUGAUCAUCAUAAUGACGAGCUACUUGAGUGCAUAGUUAAUGCUGUGGAAGCACGCGAUGCCGCUGAAUCUCGAGCUGCAGAAGCCAACGCACAAGCUAAUCGCGCAAAAUUGUUACUUGCUGAGGCUGUGACUGAGAUGCAGCGCUUACGCAACUUUGCGGAACAAUGCGAAGAGCAACGUGACGAAAUCAUUUCAGCAGCAAGAUCUGCAGAGGAAGCCGUGGAAAGAUACAGAGCUGAGAGUGGAUUACAACAGUCUACUCUCGAAUCUCUCAAGGGGAGGGCGUAUUCAGCCGAAGCUGAACAGCGUCGGCUAGACGGCUUGCUGCGUGAAGCUAGUGACGAGGUCAAGUUUCUGCGAAAGCAGUCGCAUGCAGCGACAACAGCUAAGAACGAAGCCCUCGAAGUGGCGGCAGCUGCUGACGAUGAGCGUUCCUGUGCAGAUGUAUCAAUGGGUGCACUUCGUCACGAACUAAGUAUCGCUAGAGAACGAGGGCAAGAACUGGAAGUACACGCUCGUGACGCAGGUGAGGCUGAGGUUAGAGCGAGAGCUAUCGCAGCCGAAGCUGUCGCAGAGGCGGAGAGCGCUCUCAUGGCAAGCGAGACUCGCGUAUCAAGGAUGCCUGGGGCGUUUCAUUCAUCUCGUGUCGUAAAACAGCUUACUGAUGAACUUGAACGUGUUCGUGUGGCACUCGGGGUAGCGCUUGAUGACGCUGCUGCGGCACAGGCCAGGCUGAGCAGCGUGGUUUCGACAUCAGCUGUUUCGGCCAAACGCGCUACAGUGCUUGAACAGGAACUUGAGGCUGAGCGUGAAGCCCGUGUACAUGCAGAAACAUGCCUUGAUGCUGCUGAAAAUGCUGUUACUGCCGCACGGACUGUAGCAGAGAAUUAUGAGCUCGACGUCGCACGACGAGUGAGAGAGCUUCAAGUCGCUACAGCUGAACGUGAUGAUGCGCGCGCCGACGCGAGUGCAGCUUUGAGUGCCCUGCAAGAAGUGAGGGACCGCGCCCGCGCUGAUGCAGAUGCAGCCAGUGAGCUACGACGCGACGCCGAAAUUUGCAAACGAGAAGUGGAGCAGCUAAAGACACUCGUGGCUGGUCUCAAUAACACUCGAGAUGAUCUCGUGCAGCGUCUCCAGCUUGCACGUAAACAUGCUCGCAAAGCAGCUGAGAAAAUGAUAAAGGCUGAAACCGGUGCUGCGGCGGAACGCUCUAAAGCAGAGGAGGAGGCAAUAAACUCUGCGCGGACGAAGAAUAUCGUCCGAACACUCGAUAGAGAGAGAGAUCGCCUACAGUCUGAACUCGAUAUCAUGAUUGAGGAUCUCCGAGUCGUGCGUGCUCGUGCGAUUUGCGAGUCGGAGGCGGCUGAGGAAGCCCGCCAGGUUGCAGCUGCUGCCGAGACACGAGGCCUCGCUGCUGCUGCUGCCGCCGCCGCCGCAGAAAGACGUGGAAUCGACACCGAACAACACCUCGAGCGCGCACGCCAAAUUGAACAUGAGCUCCGUGUGGAGAAUGACACGCUCCGUGAGGAGUUACGCGCUGUCGCUGAUGACCUUGCUUCUAUGACCCGAGAACAACAACUCGUCAAUUCCGAGCUUCUCAAGUGUUCAGGUGAGCGCGAUGAGCUGUUGGCGAGUCUCGAGAAGACCAAGGCCAAAGCAUCCAAGGCGGAUGCUGCCGCUCGUGCUUCACGGAAAGAGGUGAACGAGGUCGUUGCAGCCUAUCAGGAUCUGGGAGCAGAGAACAUGAGGCUACAAACUGCAGCUCUCGCGCUCGAGCGCGACGGACAGCGAGCUCGCCUAGCGCUCGAUGCCAACGAGACAGCCUUGGCAACUGCUAAAACACGUGUUCGUGUAUUAGAGGGUGAAAAUCGCCAAUACAUAACUGACCUGCAGGCUUUUGAACUGCAAAAUGAUGGUCUUACGCGCUCGCUCGCUGAAGCAGGUCGAGCUGGUGAUGGUGCCACGCACGAAACAGUGGCACUUCGCGAGCAACUAUCUGCCGCACAAGCUCUUGUGACUGAGCUUGAGCGCGCACGUGAACACUCGCAUCGCGAACUCGCAGCGGCAGAUGCCAGCCUUCAUGUUGCCCGCGCCCGACUGGCCGACGCCCAGGGAGAGCGAGAGACUACGAGCCACCGCCUGCGACUGGAAGCAAACAGGGUCAGAGAGCUAGAAGGCCUGCUUGCGGCAACAAGAUCUCGCGAACACAACGUGGAGCUUGCCUCUUCAGAAGCUGCACAGCGGAUUCAGACCCUGCAGGAACGUGCGCGUAUGUUGGAGGAGCAAAAUCAUGCACUGCAUCGUAGAAUGCAUGACAUGCAGAUGCAACGAGAGGCGGCAGACGCUGACGCUUCACGGCUUCGCGCUGUCGCAGGUACUGAGCACAGAGGUUCAACGUUGGUUGGCGACAAGGCGACGGAAUCUCCUACAGAGGCAGCUAAACUACGUGCGCGGUUGGGCGAGUUAGAUCGCUCAUACGCAGAGCAAACAAUCCACAUCACCACGCUUACAGAAGAAAACGCAAAGUUGAGGUUGCAGCUGGAUGAUGCAUCUGCUGCUGCGAGUUCCGCUCUGGCGCAGGCGUCGAUGGCCAGGCGCGAACUCGCAGCAGCGACUCACCGCGAGACAAUCCUCGCAGCGAGGGCAGAGGAUGCGGCAGAGAGUGCAGAAACGUCACGCCGCGCACUAGAACAGACGAUUAUUUCCAGCAAAGGGUCUGAUCAUGACUUACCGGUCGCAGAUGUCGGUGGUUCGGGGGCACGUGUUGCUGCAAAGGAUCGCCUGCAGGAGGUGGAGCGACGCGCUGUCGCACUUGAAAAUGAGUUACGUCUGGUUACACAAGAGAGACAAGCUCACACUAGCGACGAGACGAAGUUCCUUCGUGCGGAAAAUUCGCGCCUCAUCGCGCUACUUAGUGCUUCAGAAGGUGGCGAUGCAGCUCUCGAGUCAGACCGACUCAGGGCAGCACUUGAAGCGGCACAGGAGAAGUAUGCGGCUGUUGAGGCUGAUUUCCAAGCUCUUAUGAAUUCUGUGGAAGGACUCAAGCGUAACGCUGAGUUGGGUGACGAUACUGACGUUGUGAGAGGAUCUGUGGGUGACAGUGCCGAGUUGAAAUUAAGGCUGAGCAAGCUGGAGCGCGAGAAUGCGUCGUUGCGGUCCAACCUCAUCGGAACUGAAGAAGCGUGUGAAGGUAUGCAAAAAGAGCUUCGGAGGAUCCAACAAGAGUACAAUGACCUUGCUAAGACCCUCACUGGCACUCUAGGCGAAGGUGCCGAUGUAUAAAUGCGCUGAGAAGAGACGUUGCUCGAUGUUGUGACUGCAUCAAGACUCGUUGGCCGAUGCAUAAUAACUGAAACAUAUAGAGAAUCGAGACAAAAUAAUUCACCUU
This is a messenger RNA of Micromonas pusilla CCMP1545, 4795 nucleotides long. RefSeq names its product basal body protein 10 (gene BLD10). The record is from RefSeq and is a predicted model, not a curated record. Lineage: Eukaryota; Viridiplantae; Chlorophyta; Mamiellophyceae; Mamiellales; Mamiellaceae. The transcript is spliced from 3 exons. Bases 184 to 4689 code for a protein of 1501 amino acids.